Molecule: messenger RNA, 7908 nt
Organism: Xyrichtys novacula (pearly razorfish)
Lineage: Eukaryota; Metazoa; Chordata; Actinopteri; Labriformes; Labridae
Source: the annotation of a GenBank genome assembly
GCCAAAUGAGCACAUGAGGGCAGUAAUGUGAUCUGACUUGAGUGACAGGCCAUGUUUUCUUUCUUUCUUUUCUUUUUUUUUUUUCUGCAGAGGUUAGGCAGAGAUAUAAGAGGCCGGGGCACCAGCUGGAGACAGAAAGAGAGACAGACAGAGAGACUGAACAUCACAGCAGAGGACCAGUGGACUUAACUCUUCCUUCAGAUCCCUUCAGUGCAAUCGAACUACUUUUUACUCAGAAAAAGGAUGGGACUGCACAGUGUUGAGGAACUGGUAAGAUCCGAUCGAGAGCUAAUAUCAGACAGGGAGAGACAGUUAUCUUAAUCUUAAAUGGCAAAUUGAACAAUGAAUUUCUGUUGUGGAUUUAAUGAGCCUAAACCAAAAAGAAAGGAUAUGUGUGAAUACUUAAAUUACUUUCAGAUUUGACUAUUAUUUAAUUAAAAUUCUUGUUAAGACAAAUAGUUCAUUCAGAGUUGGUGCUCUUGACAUCUGAUAAUGCUUACAAAUUGCUUGUAGUCUUAUCUUUAGGCAUAUUUAAUAAUAACAUCCCUGCUUACAUUUACAUGUAGCAUGACACUAUCCUACAAACCAUCUUGUGUUUAUGUCAUAUGAAAUAAAUAUUGCUUGUUAAAUUAGGGGGAAGAUUGAAACAGCCAAGGGUGCUUGGCCUACAAAUAGGACACUUCACAUCACAGCUGAUAUAGACUCGGACUGUCAUAUUAACUUGGUGUUACAAACACAUGUACUCUCUACUUAUUUACUAAACAUUUCUUAAGUUCCUUUAAUUUUUCUAAAUUUGAUGGUGUAAUUCUUCUCAAUGCCUAAAAGACAGGCUGCCAAAUAACAACUGAAAGUAAAUGUGAAAGUCUAAACUCAGACACUGCACCAUUAAUUAUCAUUGUUACCUUUGACUUUGUGUUUUAAUUGAUGUUUUAAAGUGGUUUAAAGUUUGGUAAAAUGUUUGGAUGAUUGCAGACCUUGUUCAAUAGCUAGUUUAGUUUUAUAGAUAGUUCCCUGAGGAGCUGAAUUGCAUGUUUUUUUUAUGGUGUUGGAGCAGUCCUUUUUUUAAAUCACAAUGCUAGCAUCUGCAGUGACUGAGAGAACCUGUAAAGCUCCCCCUCUGAGCUCACAUGAAGAUCUAAUUGUAAGAAUUUGUUGACAGUUUUGGCCUUUCUCUUGAAAAGCCCCCUUAAUUUGAUUAGCUUUAUUUAAUAAUCCAGAGUGACUUCUAUUUGUCCUUUCCAUUAAAGAUACAAACAGAGACAUAGUUUCGAACUUUAAAUGAAAAACACAGGGAAGGGACUGUUUUCAACAUGCAUUCUUUGUCCUUUCAGGUGUCCGGGAAGAGGUCAGAGGGCAAGGAGGCCGAUGACUUCCAAGGUGGCGCAUACGAGGCAGCUGUCAAUCAGGAGAAACAAGAUGACCGCAAGACCCGCAGCGAGGUGGUGGGCGAGGGUCUGUCAGAGGAGAGUGACAGUGGCAGCGAACAUGAGGAAGUCAGCGUGGCGGGGCUUAAUGUGAGAACAACAUUUAUCAUUGAUUUAAAGGGCACACAGUCACAACAAAGUGAUACAACUUAAAGCUCUGCUUAGUAGGAGAUUUAUCCCGCCCUUACAAAUAUCAUACCAGGGAGUUUAAAGCUUUGAUUUAGACAGAUGCACACUGACCUUGAUAUCAGGCUUUGUCUACUCAUUCUAGUGCUGAUGAUUACACAUAUAUUUUUUUUAUUGAGUAGGUCUCUACUGAAGUGAAACCACAAUCUCUUUCUUAUUAUAACUUUGUAGAUGACUUGCAGAAAUGAAGUAGAAAGAUUUCCAAACUAUACACAUAUACUGGAAAAUCUAAGGCAGUAAUUUAGAUCCAGUUGGAUGAUAAAGUCACAUACAUACUGUCUUACUGAGUCAGUGUAUGGACCAAAAGGCAAGACAUGGUCUGAACUGAAAACAGCUGAAGUAACCCAAACAUAAUUUCAACAUCCUCAUAUCAGUCAGUAGAAACAUCAGAGGCUGAUGAAGUAUUUUAGUUUUAUAUUUGGUGCAAACCCUGUUUAUUAAGAAUAUAUUCAACUAGAGUGAACCUGAUUAUUCUUUAUACCCCAAUCUAAAUGUUCUAGUUUCUGUAGCUGUCAGAAUAGUCCUCCAGAGCUGAAUGUUAUUUUUUGCAUGACAAGUAGAGGAUAGAAGGAGGGAUAAGGAGUGGACAAAUAAACCUCACAUUCAAAAGCUAUGCAUGUACUCAGGUCAAGCCUGUGUGUGCUUAUAAAAGACGUAUUCAAAAACAAUGCAUUUACAGAUCUCCCUCCUAAAAAAAAACAUUAAACGGCAAUCACAGCUCUUUUAUCUCCUCUUUCAUGACAAUGAAAAUGUUUAUUAUUUAUCCAGAGUUGAAAAAAAAAUUAACCUGCUGCCAAAAAUUAUUAAUAGAUUAGAAACAGACUCAAAGAUUUACAUUAAGUUAUCUUAAGAGAAGUAGACAUUUGUGUUUUUGAAUAAAAACUAAUCUCACUCUGCUAUGUGAAACACUAAAUCAUUUAGAAUGAACACGCGCCUUUGUAAAUGUGACUAAAAAAGUUGUUCCUGCAGAGUACCUUUGAUAGUUUUAUUUGACACCGGCAGCGUGGCAGCGUGGCUACAUGUGUUAAAAAGUUCACUGUGUAGAGUCAGUUUUUUAAGUGAUAAUUAUCAAGGCUCAUAAUUUAGCAUGAACCUUAAUUUCCGUCUCAAAAACCCUCACAGGAGCUUCAACCAGAGUUACCUGUGGAAGAAAAUUGAUGCAGUUCAUACUUUUGAGCACACAGGGGUGAUGCUUGCACACCAAAAACUUGAAGCUCUUUUCAUGGAUUUGUCUUUGUCCCCACUGCCACCUUGUGGCUGCCAGGAGAACAAACUAUCUCAAUUAACCAUCCUCAUCAAAUAUGGUUAGGUCUGCACCCAGUGGUUUACAUUUUAACGUUUGUUGUUGCAUUAGAGUUUUAUGAACAACCGAAAAGUGUAAACACCUGAACAAACUGCCAAUUUAAAACACUGUAGACUAUAUGUACUGUAUAUAUGAAGUGAAUGAACAUGUCUAUUCACUGGGAUAUUUAGUCCAUAAUCAUAGAGGUAGAAGCUGCUCAUCGUGUCAAGUUUCUUCUGUUGCUUUUACUGCUGCGUGCCAAAGCCCUCUGUCUUAUCACUGUCCUGUCGAUAGAUGGAUAGAAGCGGCCGGCUGAAGCUGGAGACAGUGGAUGACCUUUUCAACAUCCUGCAGCUGAAGAAGAGGAGGAGGGAGAGGAGGGUCCCUGCCCACAAGAAACACCUGCCCCAGCCUGAGAUUGUGGUGAGAUUUAAUUCUUAUACAUUGUUUUUUGAUAAAUGGACCUACUUUACAAUUAAGUUUUUUUCCAUGAAAAGUGAAUUAUUUCUAUUUAACACUAAUGGCGUCUCUGUAAUACUACAUAUUUAAACUUGAAAAAAACAAAACAAAAACAAAAAAACAUCAGGUUUUUGAAGCUCAGCUGCACCCCCGUGUGGUCAACCAAGGAACAUUGUCAAGAGUUUAUAUGCAAGAAAAUACCAACAUACCAUCAUACCAAUAAUUUAAUGAACAAGUGAAAUAAAAUCUCGUCAUACUCAAAUCACACUUGAUGAAAAUGGAAAACCACAAUGUUGAUGUAUUUCUGAGUCUCUACCACUUCUUGAGAAAUUUGAUUUUGGCAAAUAAAUCAAACCACAUCUGAAUUUUCCCCAUACGCAGAUACUACAGUCCCUACAGUGUUUUUAUCUUCAGUUUUUUUCUCCUUGUUUUUGCCUUCCAGCCAGAGUAUGUGGACGAGCAGCUUUUUCUGACAGCAGCCAUGGAGAACAAACUGCCUGUCGUGGAAAAGUACCUGACUGAUGGAGGAAACCCAAACGCAGCCGACCACGUGAGUCACACACAGCAAGGCCUGCCUCUGGAAAUUUUUCAAAGUCACAUUAAAGCAUGAGAAAGAGUUUUAGGACUGGAGAGGACAUGUUGAAGAAAAGUGUCUGAUUUCUACAAAAGCUUCUUUAAAAAUAGAGCUGACUUUAUGUUGUUGUUGUUAUAAAAAUGUACAUAACGUUUUGCAAUGAAUAAUAAUUUAAAAAAAGAGUUAAUGAAAUCUUUUUAUCAUGAUUUAGUUCCAGAGAACAGCUCUGCACAAAGCUUCAUUCAAAGGAAAUGUGGACAUCAUGAAAAGACUCCUGGAGGCUGGAGCUGCUAUCGAGAAAAAAGAUAAAGUGAGAGAUGAUUCUUAGCUCUCCAUAUUUCCUGUUGUAAACACACUAUGAACACGCAAACAGUCACACACAUAACACAAAGAUGACACUCGUCUGACACUUGGGUGUGUGUUUCAGCUGGAGGCCACAGCGGUGCACUGGGCCUGCAGAGGAGGCAACCUGCCCGCCCUGCAGCUCCUCCUGGACCAGGGGGCUAAGUUCACCCUCAGAGACAAGGUAGGCUGAAUACCAAAUGUGGGAGAGGGAUUACUACAGGUCAACAAUUAUUUCUGAAGCCUGAGCACAGGAAUGUGUUCGAUUGGAUGAAACUGAACUCCUUCUUCCCUCUUAGCUGCAGAGCACUCCUCUCCACGUGGCUGUGAGGACGGGACACUGCGAGUGUGCUGAACAUCUCAUUCACUGUGGAGCAGAUGUUAACGCCAAAGACAGAGUAAGCCAUUAAAAAGAAAUAAAAAAAAUCCUUCAUUGAGUAGCGUAAUAUCUACUCAAAAAAUAAUUUGUAAUCCCUGCCAAUAAAGUGUAACAGAGCUCUGCUAGAGGGCAUCUAUUAACCAUUAAUCACAAUCUAAAAAUAAAAACAUUUUCUUUGAUACAUGUCACACCCUUACAAAUGUGGAUAAUUACUCAAAGACAGAAACACUGGUUGAUCUGUCAUGCUAACAAAAAAAAAAAGAAAAAAAGGUUGUAGUUAUCUAAUUGCCCCCAAAAUGUUUUGUUUUGUUUUUUCUCUCACUGAAGGAUGGAGAUACACCCAUGCACGAUGCUGUGAGGAUUAACCGGUUCAAGAUGAUCAAGCUGCUGAUGAUGUACGGAGCCAGCCUCAACACCAAGAACUGUGUAAGUACGGCAAAACAAACCAAGAACAUGCACUAAACCUGUGUGUUUUGUGCAACAGGUCAACAGCUGACACUGGCAAGUGCACAGUUAAAGUUUAUCUACUCUUGGCAGCCACACUGCUCUAAUUCCCUGAGGGUAAAUCUCAGCGCUGAGAGAAACAAUUUACACAGACUUAAAGAGGCAAAAAAACACACACCUGCCAUGAAGCAAUCCACGAAGCAGUCAGCAGUCGCUUACAUAACAGAUUCACAAAUUAUCAAACUUACGACUGUUUUCCCGACAUAGAGCAAAACCUGCUGAUUCAUGAUUUGCCAGUACUGCGUAGACUACAAAUGAAAACCAUAGACUAUGUUGUAGAGUUGGUGCCCCCCCCCCACAGAAAGUUAUCUGCCUCUUCUAAAGGGGGUGUUGUUGCUAGAGGAAGGCUGAUAGGUUUAAGAUUGUGUGAUGGGAAGUCUGAUAGGGUUGAGAUUGUGUGAUAGUGUUUAACCCAUUAUUCGAUAACUACUGAUUUCAAAAAGCAACUGUGAGCUGCAUAUCUGAUCUCCAAGUACUUUACCAAAAUAAUUAUGAUAGCCGCUGAACAAUACAGUGUAGUAGGAAUAUAGCCAAGAUUUAGAUUUAAUCUGAACUUGGUCUAAAUUUAGACAACUAAAAAACUUUCAUGUUUAGACCUGUGUUAGCCUGAUCAUAGAGCAGUCGUCUAGGCUACAUUUAGACGUCUAUUAGACCUGUUUUAGACCAAAAAAUGCUCAGUGGGUGAUGAAUUGAUUAAAGUUACUUUGAAUGUUAUUUUCUGCCUUAGCACUUAAAAAUAACACCUUGAUAUUUUCAAACUUAAGGUCAAACUCAUUUCCCAAAGUCGCUGCCUCAAGGGCUUUAUAGUUAGAGGAGUGAAAUUAGAGCUAUACCAGUUCAUGAGACCUCUGGAAAUCUUAUCGACAGGGCGUCGUAACUGAUUCCUCCCACCACUGGAUGCCAACAGCCUUUGAGGAAAUGACGAAGUCAAAACCAAGUUAUUCAAAUCUUGCAUGCUCUGUUCAUUUUCCCCAUGCAGGAUGGAAAAACACCAAUGGAGACACUCUAUUCCUGGCAAAAUGGAGCCAAGAGCCUCCUGUGCAACGUCAGCCUGGAGAAAACAAACCAGUAAAACCAACACAUUCCAGUAAAAAAAGCAGAAAUCCACCAUGAGCUUCAGACACAUCAUCCACUGAUUAAUUUCGAAAAGCUGCACAACAACAACUUGGAUUUUCAACUUUCUUAUAGUAACUGUCACACUGUAGACUGUAAACCACACACCUCAUGUGUUACUGACGGCACUCCAUGCCCUCGUGAAAUAACUGCUCCAGAACUGAAUCCAAACUUGGCUCAUGCCUGAGCUCUUUGGUGCUGCAAGGUAUCUUAAAUGAGAGGUUGUAAGUCAUUAACUCAUCGCCUUCUUGUUCAGGGAUUUGAUCUGGCAUCCUCCUAAGCCUUCACCUCAAGUCUUUUGGCAGGGUGUCAUUUCCUCAUGUGAAACAUUAUCUAGACAGGUAUCUCCAUCUACAAUGUGAAAUGAGAUCAGUACGGUAUUCAUAAUGUGACUAUAAGCACUGAUAGGUUUAUUGAUCGCCCAAUGUUGCUGGACAGUGUCUCGGCUAAGGGCAUGAAGAUGUGUAUUUCUUUUCUUAACUUGUAAUUUAAGCUGAGUUGAAGUCAGCGAUACUACAUCUAGAGGAUGACAUAUUUAUUGAUUCAUGAAAACUGUUAAUGAUCAGUUUACUGGAUUUAAUUCAAUACUACAUAUCUAAAACUUGAGUGACUGUAGAGUUGUACUAUAUAUGAUUUAUUGCAGUUUUUUUUUAUUGUUUUAAUCUAUUUUUUUUACUCUAAACUUGAUGACUUUAAUCCACUUAAAACACCGAUACGAGAUACUGCUUCAGGUCUUCUGGAUUUACAUAACCUCUUAAAAAGAUUUCUCAAGUCUCACUGGAUCAACAGUGUGUAAGUCAAUUCCAGUCUGAAACAGGAGUUAUUUAUUUAUUUAUUCGAUGCAUUUUUCUUCAGUUGAGUGUGAAAUGUUAGAAAAUAGGGAAUCUAAUUCUCCUCUUGCUUGCUUGUAGUGUUUGUGUUGAACUGAAACAUUCAGGCGAGUAUAGUCGAGGAACUUUUUUGGGUCUUUUCAUUUCAAAAUUGAGACAGGAAGAAGUAUGUUUUUGGAUCAGGUGAAGAAGAAUCUCUCCACUUCUUGUUUUAAUCUCAAUCAUUUGCAGCUUUACACUUUCUCCUCGAUUGUUUAUUCUGAAAACAAAAGCCCAGACUAAUAUUAAACCUUAUCUGCUGCUGUGCGUUUGGUUUGGUCACACACUGACAUAUUUUUCCUAAAUCUGAUUUUUCUAAGUUUCACAGAAUGUGUACAGAAAUUUUGCUGCAGAUAAAUGUCCCCAACCUACUACAUUUUUUUUUCCAAUAUUUUACUUGAAACUAAAAAUUAGGCGCUCCUCUUGAGGCAUAUCCUAGAUAAUGUUUAUACAAAGUAUAUUUUUCUACUGAUGCUUAAUUCGAGCUUCAGGGAUCACAAAUUCUCAUCAGCUGUAACCUACUGAGAUAAAAAAGAGUGACAGCUGUUUUCUAACUGUGCCACAUUAUUAUAUGUACCUACAUAUAUACACUAAUAGAAGUGUGAGAGGGAAAGAGCUGGAUAGUCACUGUUGGUUGUGAGGAUGUUUGACAUGCUAAUGCUGAUAGAACAGGUCCUGAUUUGUGGAUGGUGAUAAGUAUUUCUUAAUGUUUAAGAAGUAUGUACAUUUUGCCUUGUAUUUAUGAACUGAUUGAAUAAAACUGAUUUUGAAUUUGA